This is a messenger RNA of Besnoitia besnoiti, 1131 nucleotides long. RefSeq names its product SAG-related sequence. The record is from RefSeq and is a predicted model, not a curated record. The coding region runs from base 1 to 1131 and encodes 376 amino acids. Gene Ontology annotation, cellular component: membrane. The transcript has a single exon. NCBI's taxonomy places the organism in Eukaryota, Apicomplexa, Conoidasida, Eucoccidiorida, Sarcocystidae.
AUGCUGAAUGGCCAUCCCGUGUGCCGCCGAGGUGGCGGCUUGAUGCCGAAGGCCCGACGCUUCUUGUCCAUUUGUCUGGGAGGAACCCUGUUGCUGUCCGGGCUAAAAGGCAUCGAAGGCUCUUUUGAAGACGGGCUGCGGCUCCGAGGAGUGGAGGGAAAUUCUGAAGACCCAUCAUCUCCGGCGACAGUCGCCACCUGCCAACUGCAGGGCGACAGCCCACUUGACAAAACCGAGUUGACUCUGUCGAAGGAGAGCCCUACAGUUACAGUGCAUUGUAAAGACGAACCGUUCGAAUUCGUUCCGCAAAAAAAUACCGAGGUUUGUGUUCCAGAAGAGGAGGGAGCUACUCUCAAGGACUGCAAGGAAAAUUCGGGGAAAGGCACCAGCAUGGCGGUGCCCUUGGAAAAUCUCCUCGGAACGAAAGGCCCAAUCCAGUGGAGCGGGAACGGCGUCGCCGACAAAGUCGGCAACAAGGAGCGAACUCUCAAACUAGACGAGUCACAGCUGCCCUUUGCGGACAAGUCAUUCUUUGUCGGUUGCCUGAACACCCCGGAAGAGGAGCCCGAAGAAUGCAAAGUUAAAGUUAGUGUGCUUGCGAGAGAGUCGUCUGUUAAAGAUAACGUCGUCACAUGCGCCUACGGUGCAGACAGUAACAAGGCCAGUCCACUAAAAGUAGAUCUCACAGAGGCUAACAGCACGCUGGAGCUCUUUUGCGGGACAGAAGGGAUGGUACAGCCUGAGUAUUACACAUCUAAAUUCUGCAACGAGGAACCCAUGACGAACUGCGACAAGUUGUACAAGGACAUUCUCCCGGGUUUCGAAACGACUUGGUGGACGAAAGCAAAUGGCGGGAACGAGUCGGUGAAGCUGACGGUUUCCGCAUCGGGAUUUCCUUCGGAGGACCAGUCAUUUUACAUCGGAUGCUCUCUCAGGACCAUACAGACGACUCCCGGAGUACCUUUAAGGUCUCCUCCUGUAGCCACACCUGCGGCAAGUUCUUCCCGCUGCAAACUAUUGGUGACAGUGAAGGCUGCCACCUCUGAUGCGUCUGCAGUUCCGCCCGCCGGCGCUGCUGCCACAGCUUCUGGUAUCGUCGUUCUGACCGGAAUAUUCGCUGGUACCAUGUGA